Messenger RNA from Lasiosphaeria miniovina, 1733 nucleotides. Its product is annotated as soluble quino protein glucose/sorbosone dehydrogenase. Lineage: Eukaryota; Fungi; Ascomycota; Sordariomycetes; Sordariales; Lasiosphaeriaceae. Bases 450 to 1733 code for a protein of 427 amino acids. The record is from RefSeq and is a predicted model, not a curated record. The transcript is spliced from 4 exons.
AAUCCACAAUAUACGGGUUAAUUAAUUAGCAGCGACAGCCGGUCAGCAACGUCUUUUCCGCUGCCUGCCACGGUUGGUCUCGACUGUAAUCUUAGACCAAAGUGAUAACCAACCGCCGAUAGCACGCCAAGCCAUGUCCCGGGUGAAUGAGCGUGCGUCGUCGCGGGCAGGCACCAGGCCAUCCCCGCUUUCAAGUCGUCAUAUCGUUCACCAUAUCAUUCCAGAGCUGCAUGGCCGAGACGGAUCAGCGGCUAUGGUGAUGGUGACAAGCAGCGGCCGAGGUGUGCACCGGCUUGGCAAAUUCCGGUGCUGCGUGGUGCUCGUGUAACGAGACACAGGGGUUGAAAUAAAGGGGCGGUCCUCCCACCCCCUCGGAACGGGACGAGCUCGAAGUAAGCUUCGCAGCAUAUACCUAUUCAAAUCGGCAUCUUCAGCAUCAAUUCGCGAUUAUGACCCGCUUCUCUUUCGCGGUUCGAGGCCUUGCCGCCCUCGCAUGGCUGCUCCCUUCCGACGCGGCCGCCCAGUCGGCGUGCCCAGGCGUGACCAGCCGCCUCUCGCCCAAGAUGGGCUCCGGCUACAGGGUCAACGUGCUCGCGUCGGGUCUACAGAACCCUCGCCACAUCGCCGUCGACUCUGCCGGCAACCUUCUCGUCGCCGAGGGCGGCAGCGGGUCCGUGCAGCGACUGGUGCUGAGAGAGCAGGGCGACAUUGUUUGCGUGCAGUCCAAGUCGGCCCUGACGAGCGACCAAAGCACCAACCACGGCAUCGCCCUCGGCGCCGACGGACGGACGCUCUUCACGUCCAACCUGUCCAGUGUCACGGCGUACGAGUACGACGCCGACGCGGGCAAGGUCGGGCCGGGCAAGGUCUUGAUCAGGGGCAUGUACCACGACGGCCACCCAACCCGGACUCUGCUGGUCUCCAGGUCGAGCCCCGACGUCAUGGCCAUUGCGCGCGGGUCUCGCCUCAACAUCGACACGCCCACGGUGGACCAGUCGUCGGGACGCAGCAUGAUCAAGACGUUCAGCAUCGCCCAGUCGCGGCUGGCGGCAAUCGACUACAUCUCGGGUGGCGAGGUGUUGGGAUGGGGCCUGCGCAACAUUGUGGGCAUGGACGAAGAUCCGCUGGGGGCCGUGUGGUCGGUAGAAAACUCAAUCGACGACCUCAGAGUCAACGGCAACGACGUGCACAACGAGAACCCGGCCGAGAAGCUCAACUACCACGGCGCUCUCGGCAUCAGCAACAACACGGCCAAGGGCGCCAACUUCGGGUACCCGUGGUGCGUGCCGGCAUGGGACACGGAGAUGCUGGGGGUGGCCGGACAGGCCGGACUGACGGUCGGCACGCUGUUCGCGCCCGACGACGUGCCCAAGCUGGAGGCCGGCGAGGGCUGCGCCGCGCACCCGCCCGGCGCGCUGCACUUUGACCCGCACACGGCGCCGCUCGACUUCAAGUUCACCGCCAACGGCUCGAGCGCGUAUAUUGCCUUUCACGGGAGCUGGGAUCGGCAGCCGGCCGACGGAUACCGCGUCAUGCGCAUCGACUUUGCGAACGGCAAGCCCGUCGCCCCGCCGACCAGCAAGACGGCGGCCAUCCCCGUCAUGGAGAACAGCAACCUCGGCAACUGCCCGGGCGGCUGCUUCCGGCCCGUCGGGCUGGCGUUCGACGGCAAAGGCCGCCUGUAUGUGUCGAGCGAUUCGACCGGGGAGGUCUACGUUGUGUACGGCGCCUAA